This is a messenger RNA of Mytilinidion resinicola, 1002 nucleotides long. RefSeq lists its product as uncharacterized. Lineage: Eukaryota; Fungi; Ascomycota; Dothideomycetes; Mytilinidiales; Mytilinidiaceae. The coding region runs from base 1 to 1002 and encodes 333 amino acids. The record is from RefSeq and is a predicted model, not a curated record. The transcript has a single exon.
AUGAACAGUCUUCAGUCAUACGGGAAAGGCGAGCCUGUUUCUGACAACAACGCUUAUACUAUUACGUCGAUUUACCACAAUGGCCAGCUCCAGAUGUACACCAGCCACCCCACUCAGCCAUCUACUCCUGGGGGCCGUCCAGAGUACCACAUGACUCAGCUAAAUACUUGGGGAAUGACCGGCAAUCCCGAAACUUUUCGGCAGGGAGCUGGCGCGUUCAGGAACGCGCGAGAUUGGGCAAAAGAGCAGAGGGACAAGGCGAUUGAGCAGGCGAACGAGAGAGCAAUGGAUCAGACUCAGCCAGAACAGCCAGAGGGUCGCUCUGAAUACCACAUGACCCAGCUGAGAUCCUUUGCUAUGACCGAUACUGCUGAGACUUUCCGACAGGGUGCUGGGGCGUAUAGGAAUUUAAGAGACUGGGCAAAAGAGCAGAGGGACGAAGCCAUUCGACAAGCGAACGAGAGAGCUGACCCCGUUGAAGCUGAAGCACCAGCACCGACAGGUGAUCUAGCGGGUGAUGCAUCAGGCGCUAGCCCUGCUUCAAGUUUCGUGACAGCAGUGUCGGAUACAGAAGCCUACACCACAAGUGGAGUGUUUCAGACGUCGCCGAAUGGAGAUUCUAAUACAUGGGGGGACUUCGAGGAAUCCGAUAGUUCAACAGAGGAGCUGGAUUACAGACCACCGGCUAAACGUUCCAGCAGGCGUUCUAAGCCCCCACAGACCGAGCCAAAGCGACGCAACGCCGGUGAAUCUACCGACGGCUCACACAGCCAUGGACCCGUUUCGCAAAGCUCCCCGGCAAACGUUGCAACAACUCAGCAGCGCGAAGAGUGGUCAUGGACAGAUGGCAAAUUUCAAUGUCGCAAAGGGCAGACACUUGUAAAGGAGCAGAGCGAUGCUCCGGCUGAUGUGUGGGUUUACUAUGAUCAAGGCUGGCCUGGUCAAGGAGAGAAGAAAUGGAGGCAUUGGAUGUCGGCCACGCGUGAAAUCCUAUAUUCAUGA